GCCGGAGGGUCCCGGGGCCGCGGCCACUAGGUGGCUCCGGCUCGGAGCUUCCUGCGCCGCGGCCGCUGCAUCCCGGUGGUGCCCGCGCAGGGCCCGGCCGCUCGCCCGCAGCCUGCAGGUAAGUGGGGCCGGGGCCGCGCCCGAGCGGGGGCUGCCAGGGGCCCUGGCACCGGGUCCCAUCUGCAACCCGCCGGCGUGUGCCCCCGCCUGCUGGCCCUGGUGCCCUGGAAGAGGCGAUGGGCAAGGAUUUGGGGCUCAGGAGGAGGUAGGAGGCACCCCAAUCCUCCCAGGGACUGGGAGGAUCCUCGGCCGUGGGGCAGGCAGGCUCCUGGAGGGCAUGAGCCCCCUUCCCGGGACCCCCGCGGUGCUGCCGGAGAGGGGGCGCAGCCCCGAACACACAGCUCUCAGGAUCCACAGUCGCAUCGAGGAGUGGGGUUGCGAGGCAGCCUGGGGGUAAGGAGCCAGUUUGGAGUGACUGGGGCCAAAUCGGGGCUUCCCGUGACCGACCUGCUUGGCGUAGGCAUGACUGGAAGGUGCUGGUGAAUUUCUCUGGGGGCCCAGGAGCGCACCAGGUGCCUGGUCGGAGGGUGUCACUGCAGGGACAGGAUGCAGGAGAGUUACGAGUCUGUGAUCUCUCUGGCGGAAGAAAUUGCCAUCAACUGGCCCCAGAUUGCUGCCUUUGCAGAAGCCCAUCGUCGACGAGGCCUGCCCUUUGUUGUCAACAUGGAGCCAAGACAGAGACAGCUGGAGCCAACCCUGGUUCAAGCAGCAGCCACCACUGGCCAGGGAGGAGGGGCUGUCUUCCCAGACUUCCGGAAGCAGCUGCGGGCAAUCCUGCAAACUGUAGGCCGGAGGCAAGUGGAGAAGAUGCUGCGGGAGCUGGUGAAGGAACAGAAGCAAGAAGAGAAAGCCAAGCGGCGCAGAAGAGCUGCAAAGAGCCCCGGGGAUGGAGCAGGUGGCAGAAUGCUGAAUGCAAAGGAGGGGACGGCCCCUAUGGAAGAACAUGCAAAGAAAGGGGAAGGCCCCGGGGCAUUCCCUGAAAGCCCCACUGGAAAAGUUCCUGAGGGCCCUGAGCAGAAAGCAGCCCCUGCAUGCCCGCAGAGCUCAGAAGGGCUCCAGAAGGACCCUCUAGCUAAGGCACAGGGCAAGGCCAUACAUGGGGGAGGUUGCAAGAAAGCUAAGGACACCAGAGUCCAUGAGAAAACCCAGGUGGAGAAGCACAGGCCAGAUGCCAGUGAGGACUGCCCAGAGAACUGCGGCUGUGACUUGCAGAGACCCCACCCAUUCAGCGAACAUGAAAAGAGUUUCAUGCAAGGUUUGUCCCUCCAGCCCCAGAGCCCCCGCCUGACAGAGAGCCCCCAUCCCUGCCUGGAGCAUGGGAAGCACCUCCUCCAGGAGGUGGAGCCCCCAUCCCAGCUGUGGACCCUUCAAGGGGAAGGCCCCUCAGAAUGCCUGGACAGCAGGAGGCACAGCGGUGUGAACCCUGCCCUCCUCCAGCCCCGGGGAGCCCCACCAGGUGGGGGGCAGCCUCCCCCUGUGUGCUCAGGCAGCGGGAGACGCUGCAGUGGGACUACUGGCCUGCGGCCUCAGAGACUCCACUCCCAUCCAUGUAUGGCCUGCGGGAAGGGCCCUGCCCGAGGCUCCCACCUCCAGAGACACCCACACACCCACACGGGAGAGAGGCCCUCUCUGUGCUCUAGCUGUGGCAGACGCUGCAUCUGGGUCACCCACCCUCCCCGGCCCCGCAGAGCCCAUCUCCCUGAAAAGCCUCAGCAGGGCACUGACCUGGCAGUGGAAGCACCGGGCCUGGCUAUGGCAGCAGCGGUGGUGGCACCCUGUGCCCCAAGCGGACGGCGGUCAUACCCAUGCCUGGAAUGUGGGAAGGGCUUCACGCAGCGCUCGGCUCUGAGCAAGCAUCGGCGCAUCCAUACCGGGGAGCGACCCCACCAGUGCACAGACUGUGGAAAGCGCUUCCUACAGCGCUCGGACCUCACCAUCCACCGGCGCCGGCACACGGGUGAGCGCCCUUACCGCUGCCCCCAAUGUGGCCAGCGCUUCAGCGUCAGCUCCAACCUGGCCAAGCACCGACGUGCCCACCUGGGCCAACGCCCCUUCGGCUGUGCUGUCUGUGGCAAGGGUUUCAUCCAGCGCUCUGAGUUGGUCAUCCACCAGCGCUCCCACACAGGUGAGCGCCCCUACACCUGCUCUGCCUGUGGGAAGGGCUUCAGCCGCCGCUCCCACCUCACCCGCCACCAGAGAACCCACAUGCGGGAGCGCUGGCCCACCCCCAUCCUGCCCUGCCCCACCACUACCACUGAGUCUGCAUGCAGCCCACCCCACCAUGGCCCCACAUCAGGCACCUUGCCACUGCCCACUGUGUCCCAGGAUUUGUCAUGGGCCAUAUCCAAGUCCUCCCCUUCCAGUGCUUUCUCCCUGCCCUCCAGUUCAUAGAAUCAUAGAAGUAGGGUCAGAAGGGACCUUGUAGAUCUUCAAGUCCGACCCCCUGCCUGGGCAGGAGGAAAACUGGGCUCAAAUGACCCCAGCCAGGUAGGCAUCAAGCCACUUCUUAAAGACCCCCAGGGUAGGAGCUAGCACCACUUCCCUUGGAAGUUGGUUCCAGAUCCUAGCCGCCCUUGCUGUGAAGUAGUUCCUACGGAUGUCUAAUCUAAACCUACUGUCCAACAACUUGUGGCCGUUAUUCCUUGUUAUCCCGGGGGGUGCUAGGGGAAACAAGGUCUCCCCCAAACCCUUCUGGUCCCCCCCAGUGAGUUUAUAGACGGUCACCAGGUCCCCCCUCAGCCUUCUCUUGUGAAGGCUGAACAGGUUCAGGUCCCAUAGCCUCUCAUUGAAGGGUCUGCCCUGCUCUCCCCAGAUCAUGCGGGUGGCCGUCCUCUGGACCCUUUCAAUGUUGUUCACAUCCCUCUUGAAGUGGGGUGCCCAGAACUGGACACAGUACUCCAGCUGUGGCCUGACCAGUGUCGCGUAGAGUUAAUAUAGCCCAUGGUGUCUGUGGCCUCUGAGGCCUUGGUCACUUGUGUGGUCUCCCCUACCCCGCUCACUGGGCUCUUCACUUCUGCCUCACCAGCCCACCCAGCCCUGCCUCUGCCUUCACCCCCUGCUGCCCCUACCCUGCCCCUCUCUCUGAGCCCUGCUAAACCUGGCCUCUCUCUUGAGCAAAGUCCAUGCCAGCCACCUCCAGCCCUGUGUCUCUGUCUCCAGCUCCUCCUUCCCCUCCCCACAACUGCUUCUGGGGUUGAAGUGACCUGAGGUUUUCCUCCUUCAGUCCACCCUCAAUGCCUCCCUCCCUUGGCCCACUCUAUCUUUCCAUCAGCCAUUCUGCUUUCUGAGGCUUGGCCGACUCUCCUCUAUGCCCAUCUGUCCCCCUUCCCCAGGCGCCUUGCCUCCACUGCCCAGACUUCCUCACCCAGCAAGCCCAGCGAUGCUGAAAAACAGAGGACCAAAUUUCCACCUACAAUUGGCACCAAUACCCAGUGCACAUCCAGCUCUGAACCACCUGGCUGUUUCUGUUGCUACCUCGGUGAGAGCAGAGUUCAUUUAGAAACUCUCGCUCAACUCUCCUGGAUCCUGGCUUCAAAACCCUCUUCCCCACAGAGCAAGACUGAGGCUAACCAACUGAUUACUAGUGACACAAUAUACAAGUGGGAGAGGUGGCAGAAACAUUGCUUUUUGGGACAAGUCAGCCAAGGCUGAGAACUAUGAAUUUGCUGCAGUGGUGAGAGACAGAGUGAAUGUCUUGGUAGCCUCAAAUGAAGCCUUCUGUGAACUAGAAAGAAUUGCUAUGGGCAUCCUGGGAGCAAAUGGGAGGGGGUCAGCAGGACCCAGACCCACAGAGAUAUUUAGGCACUUCAAUUUCCAUUGAGUUCCAUAGGGGUUCGGUUGAUAGAGUUAGAAACCACACCAGUGGGUUGGAGCCCAGAUCCUAAGAGCCUGGUCCAAGCUAUAGGUGAGACAAUUCAGCAGGUGAAAACAAAAGCAAAGGUUAGGCUGGACUGAGAGGCUGAGCCUCAGGGUCUAGUCAGCAGCUCUGUCACAGAGACCUGCCUGGGAGCAACUUGAAUUGGUUUCCCACCUCCAGACAUGGACAUCCGAAGAGAAAUAAAAGUCUUUACUAAGAUCUAGGAAUGACCACUGGAGGUGCUGAAACUUCAUCCUGCUAAAAGCAACUGCUGGCAGCCAGAGGAAAUCCAAGGCUCCCUGAAAGCUCCAAGCAAACUCGAGUCUUUCCAUGGAGCAGACACACACAGAUUCCUUUGACCUUGAGACUGGGCUAGUGUCCCCUGGCUGCUGGCCCCUUUGUUACUUUCAAAGCCUUGUUUUGUUUAUAGGGGGAGGGGAGGGUGGGAUUUGGAAGCAGGUGUAGACUCAGUAAGGGUGAAGAUGUGAUGGUCUUUGGACAUGGAGAUGAGGGGAGGGGGGGGAAACAUGAUUUUUUUGAAAAAAAUUAUUCUUGCUUUGAAUUAGGAGUGAUAAAGUAGAACUUUGUUUACCAAAUCGCCAGCCUGGACUCAUAUAUCACAGGUACAAAGGAACCUUAAAUAGAGUAAGAGGAGGCAUAUCUGUUUGACGGCCUUGUCAGACUAUGCUGUAAGCCAAGCAAAUUUUAUCAGCCUAGUGCUGUUCAGCUUAAUGGAGCAGUUGCAUGUUAAGGCAAAAAAAACUGAUUGCCCCUUCCCUGCACAGCUAUGACUUGCCACUAGCAGCUUGGUGAGCACAAGUAGGACAAGGAGCUAGGGGAAGGACAGGCUCCCUGCUCUCUGGGCAGAGCAAGUGCUGCAACCCCAGCUCCUGGAAGCCAUGGUGCCUCCCACCACUGCUUUGACUGGUUCUGUUUCCCUGGGAGCUGAGCCAGCCAGAUCCGAACAGGGGAGAGAACAGCAUGACUCGUACCUGACUCCAUUGCCUGUUGGGAGCAGAGCCAGCUGCAUCCGAGCAGAGGAGGGCACUGUGUUGCCUGGAUGUGGCUCUGCUCCCCAUGGGGGGCAGAGCCAGCCAGGUCUGGCAGGUAGUGGAGCCAGGUCUGAGCAACACGCUUCCCACUCUGACCCAGCUGGUUCUGCUCCCGGCGGACCAAGCAGUGGCAGGAGUCACAGUGGGUACACUGCCUGCUGGGAUGCUGGAGGACUUCAACUUGGGCAGAAAAACUGCGGAGUGUACACAAGUUACUAAAAUAACAACAAAAUUAGGCAGAUGGGAGAUAAUCCUGCCCUGGUGUGGGGUAACAUUAAGCUGAAUACAUAGUGCUUUAAGCCACUUAAAAGGUGUUAACAUCCAGCCAGUCCAGGAGUUAAGAGCUGCAGAAGCCACCUAAAGUAACAAGUGUAACAAGGUCCUGAGUCUUUAGGUUACUGAAGGCCAGGAAUUUUGUAGGCCAUCAGCUCUGCCAGAGCUUCCAGUAAGGACAGUGGGGAAACCACUAGCAGAUAACAUUAGGACCUGCUAGGUGCUGUACUCGAGGAACUAAUGCACGCCGAUUUGGUCCUAACUAAAGCUGGCUGGUUAUUUGCCAACAAGCGUUGUGCCCCUGUCCUGCACGUCUGCAAUAUGAACAUAACAUUUUCAAGGUUUCCGUCCUUAUCUUCACGGUGCUCUGUGAGCUGGGCUCAAGAUGUAAAAGAUGGGGUAAGGCUCUUGGAUGAGGGGGUUAACAACUCCGUAUUCAGGCACCCUGACUUUACCAACACAGGAAAAGCUUGUCUGUGGAAGGGACAGAUCUUUCUUGGAUGAUGGUUCAAAAUGGGAUAAAGGGAACCCACUUUACAAUGUAACACAGGGAUACGUUCCAAAACCUUGACUGCACUGACCCCCAGACCCAUUUCUACCACUACUACAAGACAGUUUUGGUACUCACCAACAGCAUGCAAUAUACACAAGCACAGGGCAGUAUAAUAAUGGGGAUGACAGCUACACAAACACGUGUCGCAGACAAUGAGCAAGGAGCACAGAUCCACACAGGAGACUAUUUUGGUGCACGUCACUCCCACAAUGCACUGCACAAAGCAGCUGACUGCUGGCUUCCACCACACCAAUAGCGUAAGAGUGAAUUUACCUCGCAUAUAAUGAAUUUUUGGUAUAAAAAGGGUCAUAGGUUCAUAGAUUCAUAGAUUUAGGGUCGGAAGGGACCUAAGUAGAUCUUCAAGUCCUACCCCCUGCCCCAGGCAGGAGAGAAAACUGCUCAUAUGACCCCAGUUAGGUGAUUAUCUAGCCUCCUCUUAAAGACCCCCAGGGUAGGAGCCAGCGCCACUUCCCUUGGAAGUUGGUUCCAGGUCCUAGCCGCCCUGACUGUGAAGUAGCGCCUCCUGAUACCCAGCCUGAAUCUGCUCUCUGUCAGCUUAUGGCCGUUGUUCCUUGUUACUCCGGGAGGCGUUCAGGGGAACAAGAUCUCUCCCAUUCCCCGCUGGUCCCCCCGGUAAGUUUAUAGAUGGCCACCAGGUCCCCUCUCAGCCUUCUCUUGUGGAGGCUGAACAGGUUCAGGUCCCUUAGCCUCUCCUCAUAGGGUCUGCCCUGCUGUUUCUGGAUCAUGCGAGUGGCCCUCCUCUGGACCCUCUCCAUGCUGUCCACAUCCCUCCUGAAGUGCAGCACCCAGAACUGGAUGCAGUACUCCAACUGCGGCCUGACCAGUGUCUCAUAGAGGGGGAGGAUCACUUCCUUAGCCCUGCUUGUGAUGCAUCUGUGGAUGCAUGACAAGGUGCAGCUGGCCUUACUGACUGUGUCCACACAUUGGCAGCCCAUGUUCAUUUUGGAAUCGAUAAUGACUCGAAGAUCCUUUUCUGCCUCUGUGCUUUUGAGCAGGGAGUUCCCCAACCUGUAGGUAUGCUGCUGGUUCUUACUGCCCAAGUGCAGUACCUUGCACUUGUCAGUGUUGAAUCUCAUCCUAUUCUCAUUCGCCCAUCCCUGUAACCUGUCCAGGUCCAGCUGUAUCCUGACCCCCCCACUCCUAGCGUGCCCACCUCACCCCAAAUUUGGUGUCAUCAGCAAAUUUGAACAGGGUGCUUUUCACCCCCUCAUCCAAGUCGCUAAUAAAGAAACUGAACAGUGCAGGCCCGAGGACCAAACCCUGGGGGACUCCAUUGCCCACAUCCCUCCAGGUCGAAUAUGACCCAUCCACCACCACUCUCUAGGUGCGACCCCUCAACCAAUUUGUUACCCAUUUGACUGUGUAGGCAUCAAUGCCACAGUCGCCUAGCUUUUUAAUGGAAAUGGGGUGGGAGACAGUGACAAAGUCCUUCCUAAAGUCCAGAAAAACUACGUCCACCAUGACACCUGCGUCCAAUGAUUUUGUGACCUGAUCAUAGAAGGCAAUCAGGUUGGUCUGACAGGACCUGCCCCUAAUGAACCCAUGCUGGUUGCCCCUGAGCAUCAUCCCCCCUGCUGGUCCUUCCCAGAUGUGCUCCUGGAUAAUCUCAAAGAGCUUCCCCAGGAUCGAAGUAAGACUAAUGAGCCUAUGGUUGCCCGGGUCCUCCCUCCUCCCUUUUUUUGAAAAUGGGGACCACAUUGGCCUUCUUCCAGUCAUCUGGCACCUCGCCAGAGCACCAUGAGUGCUCGUAAAGCCGUGCCGGGGCACCUCGAUAACCCCUGCCAAUUCCCUCAGCACCCUGGGGUGGAGAGCAUCUGGACCUGGUGACCUGAACAUGUCCCGCCCCUCGAGAAGUUCCCUAACUCAGUCCUCCCCGACCCUAGGCCUGGCGGAGUUUCUCCUGAGUCCGUCCUGAAUCUUAGUGGGGGAGUCCCGGUCCCUGCACAAAAAAAUGGAGGCAAAGAAAUUAUUAAAAAGGUCUGCCUUUUCCUCUGGUGCAACCACCAGAUUGCCAAGCGUAUCCUGCAGGGGCCCUGCAUUACCCGGUGCCUUCUUCAUACUCCCUAUGUAUUUAAAAAAAGGACUUUUUGUUGUCCUUGAUCCUAGCCCUCAUUCCGUAUCUGCCUUAGCUUUCCUGACCGCCCCCCUACAAACCUGAGCGAUGGAGGUAUACUCCUCUUUGGUGAUAGCCCCUCCCUUCCACUGGGUGUACACCUCCUUUUUGGCUUUCAGGCUUCCUGAAUGCCUUUGGUGAGCCAGGGGGACUUUUGAGCACUCUUGCCCCCUUUGAUUCUCAUUGGGACUGUCACCCCUUGGGCUCAGAGGAUCGUCUCCUUAAAGAAUGACCAUUAGUCUUGGACACGCAGUUCCCCUACCCUCCAGGACCCCAGUGCCUCUCCUACCAAUCUCUUCAACUCAUUGAAACUGGCCCUCUUGAAGUCAAGGGCUAUUGCCUUGCUGCAGGCCCUUGACACCCUGCGCUGGAUGGUGAAUUCCAGUAGGCGAAUUCCAGUAGGGUCAUCACAUAAGAGCAAAUCCGCACAUGCAGAACCCGCAUAAAGCGACGAAAACCUGUACAUAUUUAUGCAGUCCCACCUUCUCCAAUAUAGGACAUCCAAGCCAACUGACAAAGCCCAGACCUCCCCAUGAGAGAGAACAAAACACACACAACAGCUAUGGACUGUGUUACUGAACACACUUACAGAGGGUAUUCAGACACUGCAGUGAUGACAAGGGUGGACAGAAUGGGGGGGUAUGGAUAAGAUGAUGGUUAUGCCUCACCUGUACAGACAUUGUAUGAAGGUGUACUCACCUGUCUGUAGACCCAGCCAACUGACCACCUCUUCACCAAGGCACAACACUGCCUCAACCACGUCACAAUUGGCUCCUCAGUGACUGGAGGGUUGGGAAUGUGGCUGUGACUUUUCUGAUUCCCAGCCUCAUUGUGGGGAGGCAGCCCUUAGACCAGGGGUGGGCAAAAUGUGGCCCAUGGGCUGAAUGUGGCCUGCCAGGCCAUUCUAUCUGGCUCGCAGGGUCCCUAAAAAAUUUAGAAAAUUAAUAACUAUCUGUCCUUGGCUGCCUGUCAUGUGGCCCUCGAUGGCUUGCCAAAACUCAGUAAGCGGCCCUCCGCCCAAGAUAAUUGCCCGUCCCUGCCUUAGACUCUGUCCACCCCAUUUUUCCCUCAAGUGUGAAUAGGCCCUUUCAAAUUUCCCCAUGAGCUAGUUGGAUCUAUGACAUAAGUUUCAUCUUGACUCAGGUACCUCAGUUAGUGCCAUCAAAUUCACAGGACAGAAUUGAAAGUCUUUCAGGACUAGACUGUUUGCUAGCACAGCUCUGCUCAACUUGGGGUGGCCCAAGGCAGGGAUGGAACUUGGAUGACUUGUGCAGCUGCCAGCCUACAAAAAGGGUCCUAGGGUCUAUCCCUACUGGUCACCAACCCUAGAGGCCCUGGAGCUGGGUACUACCUACCUACCCCUGUGCUCUGGACCUUGGUUUUUGCCUGUCUUAAAAAUAGUCAAGGCUCCUCACCCCUUGCUCAGCGGGGCUAUUACUCUGGAUUCCAUUGUGUAGCCUGAGGCCCAUCUCCUGGAGUGUUGAGACUAUAGGAGGAGACUUUUGGUUUCCUUUUCCUGGGGCUCCUGGCUGGGGAGCCCACUGGGAAAUGUGGCCCUAAAGGAUCAAUAUCCUGGGGGCUCUGGUGCAUGAUCUGACAAUCCCACAGUUUUGGGGUGGGGAGGGCUGACUCCUCAUAGAUGCCUCAGGAGAUCAGCUGGGCUAUGCCAUCCACUGGCCCAGGGGCAUGUUAAAUUGGGUCCAUCUUGCUCCAUCCAGGCUGUCUCUGUGGGACAUUGCCUCUGACAAAGCCAUGCCUUCUAUGCCUCUGACUAUGCAAAAGGCAACUGGCAGAGCUGGCACUGGUAGGUGGGAGAUGGAGCAGCUGGAAAAAGCCACCCUCCUCUGACAGCAAGAGGUGGGUGUCUGAGCCCUGCAGCAGCUGAGUGACAAGGUACAGGAAAGGGGGGACUUGAAGCACAUGGCCUAACACCUGGGGGGGUGGGGGGUGUUCCCUGCCACCCAGUGGGGCAAGUGUGCUGAGGACCUGGGCCAGCCACUCCUGCAGGGCCCCAUCUCAGUCUAUACAAGUCAUUUGAACCCCUAUCCAAACAUAGUUUCAUAGUUUCCAGGGUCGGAAGGGACCUGAAUAGAUCAUCAAGUCUGACCCCUUGCCCUGGGCAGGAAUGAGUGCUGGGAUCAUAAUACCCCAGCCAGAUAUCUAUCCAACCUCCUCUUGAAGACCCCCAAGGUAGGGGAGCGCACCACCUCCCUUGGGAGCCCAUUCCAGAGCCUGGCAGCCCUAACCAUAAAGUAGUACCUCCUGAUAUCAAGCCUGAA
This is a messenger RNA of Alligator mississippiensis (American alligator), 10207 nucleotides long. RefSeq names its product endothelial zinc finger protein induced by tumor necrosis factor alpha. The transcript is spliced from 6 exons. The record is from RefSeq and is a predicted model, not a curated record. Gene Ontology annotation, biological process: regulation of transcription by RNA polymerase II. Lineage: Eukaryota; Metazoa; Chordata; Crocodylia; Alligatoridae. Gene Ontology annotation, molecular function: RNA polymerase II cis-regulatory region sequence-specific DNA binding; DNA-binding transcription factor activity. The coding region runs from base 607 to 2451 and encodes 614 amino acids.